GGAGACCCGAGCGUGGAAGGAUCACUGCUCCUUACUAUGUUCUCUACUACCAUAGCGAGAAUGUCCUGUAGCCGAGCUUCAGCUGUCACCAGGACCAGUGCUAUUGCUAGACACAUGUCCACCACGGCCCCCACUGCGGAACAAGCCUCACUUUCUCAGGCGGUAUACUUCGAGUCUGACGCAGCAACUAGAACAUAUGUACUCAACCGCCCCAAAAAAUUAAAUGCUCUCAACGAGGAAAUGUUGAACACCCUGCGACCGCAGAUAGAGGAGUGGACCAAAUCCGAUCUUUGCAAAGUGAUCGUGGGUACCGGAUUGGGUCGAGCAUUUUGCGCUGGAGGAGACGUCGCAAAUGUCUUACAAGACUCUUUGCAUAAUGAUACUCGCAGCAAAGCAAUUGAUUUCUUCAAACGGGAAUUCGAGAUGGAUUACAUCCUUUCCGCAAUGCCUAAACCUUAUGUGGCUGUGAUGGAUGGCAUUACAAUGGGUGGAGGUGUGGGCCUUUCCAUAAGUGCCCCUUUCAGAGUGGCUACGGAAAAAACGGUGUUUGCGAUGCCUGAGACGAAAAUUGGUUAUUGCCCAGAUGUCGGAGCUAGCUUCUUCCUAUCAAGGAUGGACGGUGAGGUCGGCACAUAUCUCGCGUUGACUGCGGAGACUUUGACUGGCAGAGAAGUUUUCGAACAUGGCUUCGCUACCCAUUUCAUUUCGUCGAGGGCUGUACCAAAUCUUCUAUCGCGACUUUCUGAUUUAGAGAACGCGGCAUUUGGAAUUAUAGACAGAACAAUAGAGGAGUUACACGCCGAACGUCAGGCGGACGAGUCACCCACUAGACUGACAGGACCCACUAGGAAGGCCCUUGAUACAGCUUUUCGACAUGAUUCCGUCGAGUUGAUAUUACAGGAUUUGCAAGGAUUUACUACUCCUGACUCUGACCCUGCUGUCCGUAAGUGGGCGGAACAGACAUUAGAAACUCUUCACUUGCGCAGCCCAACCAGCCUGAAAGUAGCUCUAUCUGCCGUUCGUCGAGGACGAAACAUGAAUCUGCUUGAGGUUUUACAGAUGGAGUUGGGAAUAGCUACCGCAUUUUGCAGCGGUGCGAGUCCUGACUUCCAAACAGGCAUCAGUGCUGUCCUUAUCGACAAAAUACAAGGCAGACCCGCUUGGUGUCCAAGCACGGUUGCUGAGGUUUCACCCGAGCUUGUGGAUAGGUUCUUCUCAGCAGACUCUGUCUAUCACUCUGCCACACCCAGAUUGUCGCCGCCGGAUAUGUUAUACAAGGACAAACGAGAUCCCAUGCGAUAUGCACUCCCAACGGAGGCCGAGAUUGGCCAUGUCGUGCAAAUGCUUACACAAUCCAACAACAACAGUGCCAUAGCCCUUUCUGUACUGCUUUCUAAAUUUGAUGAUCUUCGUCCAGGCAAGCAUGGUAUCAAAGAAAAGGUGCUGGAGGUGGUGCAGCGCAGAUGUGACUUGACUAAUCGGGAAGGUAUUACUUCGGUCCUGUGGCAGCGACGAGAGACUUAAGACUUGAUGUUGAGCGUAUAUCCAAGUAGUUUAAUGGUUAUGCACAUUUUUACGCAAUCUCGAAUUAUCCGAACAUUGUACUUGGCUAUGCAUCGAAAUAAAUUGUGGUUACCGCCGGUACGCCCGCGCCCAUUUAU
Molecule: messenger RNA, 1661 nt
Organism: Serpula lacrymans var. lacrymans S7.9
Lineage: Eukaryota; Fungi; Basidiomycota; Agaricomycetes; Boletales; Serpulaceae
Exons: 8
Coding region: 115-1524 (469 amino acids)
Biological process (GO): L-valine catabolic process
Cellular component (GO): mitochondrion
Molecular function (GO): 3-hydroxyisobutyryl-CoA hydrolase activity
Source: RefSeq, a predicted model, not a curated record